Messenger RNA from Encephalitozoon romaleae SJ-2008, 414 nucleotides. Its product is annotated as transcription initiation factor TFIID subunit TAF9. The record is from RefSeq and is a predicted model, not a curated record. The transcript has a single exon. Gene Ontology annotation, biological process: RNA polymerase II preinitiation complex assembly; DNA-templated transcription initiation. Bases 1 to 414 code for a protein of 137 amino acids. NCBI's taxonomy places the organism in Eukaryota, Fungi, Microsporidia, Unikaryonidae. Gene Ontology annotation, cellular component: transcription factor TFIID complex; SAGA complex. Gene Ontology annotation, molecular function: RNA polymerase II general transcription initiation factor activity; transcription coactivator activity; protein heterodimerization activity.
AUGGCAUCCGGGGAGAACUUGGCGCCGCGGGAUGCAAAAGUCAUAUCUGUAAUCCUUAGGUCCCUAGGAAUAGAGGAAUGUGAGCCAAAGGUCAUUAUACAGCUGUUGGAAUUCGCCUAUAAGUAUACUACAGAUGUUCUAGAAGACGCAUUGCUAUUUGCAAAACAUGCGGACAGGGUGCAUAUCAUUACAAAUGAUGUUAAGCUUGCUCUUCAGACAAAGGUAGGAAGGCAUUUUGUCCCUCCUCCGCCAAGACAGUAUCUAUCUGACAUAGCUGCAAUGGUCAAUUCAAAGCCACUAUCAAUACCAGAUGGGGAAAACCUCAUCAAGGUUCCUCCCUCAUCCUCGGCACUACUUAACUUGGACUAUGAAGUCCUUAGAAAAGACAGCGAUAAGAAGAGAAGAAUUUACUGA